AUGAACCGCGUGCUGCAGCUGCCACUGGGCGCCGGUGCCCCGUCCGGUAUGGAGAGCUACACGCUGGGCGACGUGCUCAUCUGUAAGGCCAAUCGCGGCAAGCAGCUGGAGGUCGAGACGCUCGUGAAGACGCUGCACGCCGACGUGAACUACCGCAACCAGCAUGGAUGCUCGGCGCUGCACGGGGCAGCUGCUGCUGGUCAGCUGGACGUGGUGCAGUGGCUGGGCACGCACUGCAAUGUGGACUGGAGCGCGACGGACCACGACGACCAGACGGCGCUGCAUUAUGCAGCUUUCUAUGGACAUCUGGAGGUGGUGCAGCUGCUGGUGGAGCACGGCGUGCCGCUCGACGCUCCCGACAAGUUUGGGCGCUUGGCGCACUGCUCGGCAGCAAUCAAUGGACACUUGGACGUGGUCGCGUAUUUGCUCGAGGAGUGUCCUAGUCCCAUUGACAUUAAUGCAGCCGAUGAGUAUGGUGGUACGUGUCUGCAUUGGGCAGCAUCGAAAGGACGGAAGGAGGUCAUUCAGUAUCUUUGUAUGAAGGGCAUUGACAUCCACGUCACCAGCUAUGAUAACAAGACGGCGUACCAGAUUGCUAAGGACAAACACAAGCAAAAGUGUGUGCAGUUUCUGAAGAGCUGGUACGAGACGUCGCAGAAAUUUGUUCACGGCGCUGAAGAAGGGGACGACGAAGAAAUUGCGCGCAUCAUUGCCGAGAUCAACGGGGCAUACCCUUUGCAGUUUAUGCGCGACAAGAACGGCAAAAACGCGAUGCAUUGGGCUGCGGAGUUUGGUCAUUUGUCUACUUUGAAGCUGUUGAGUGAGCACUUUACCAUUUGGACAGACGCCGAUAAGUUUGGUCGCAACGCUUUGCACAGCGCCGCUCUUGGCGGCAACAAGGAGUGUGCGUUUUGGCUUAUCCGGAAGUCCCGAGACUCGUCGGAGUUUUCCUCACUGACGCUGACAAACAAAAGUCCGUCGCGGUGUGCGUUCGAAGCUGGUCAUAGUUCUCUCGCUAAUUAUCUCCAGGCAUGGGAGGAAGGCAAUGAUGAUUACUCAACGAACGACGAGUCAUUUGUGUCGUUGCCAGAGUGCGAGAGUGGCCGUCUCACAGGCGACGAAGAGGAACAUGUGGCUCCGCGAAGCAGAAAUAUUGAGACAGUGUACAACUGGCUUAAGCUCUUCAAGAUGGAGGAAUACGCCCAAAAUUUCGAAAAAGAUGGCUUUGACACACUGAGAGGAGUGGCCACAAUCGAUGAAGAUGAUCUCAUUGACAUGGGUGUGAAAAAGGGUCAUCGGCGUGUGGUGCUCUCACAUAUCGAGGAGUUACGCAAUCAGCUGUCGAUGUUGGACGAAAGCGCGGAAGACGCCGGGAUGGAACCGCUUUCUUCGCCGACGAUAAGCAUGCUUCCGCUCAUCGCGAAACAGUUAUCAACAUCCAGCAUCGUCAGUGCGUCUGGAGCUUCUGCAGGAGGCACCGAUACGAUCCAAACUCGAACAGAACGACGAGGAUCAGUGACGGCGUCGGUGGAUGUGUAG
Molecule: messenger RNA, 1539 nt
Organism: Hyaloperonospora brassicae
Lineage: Eukaryota; Oomycota; Peronosporomycetes; Peronosporales; Peronosporaceae
Source: the annotation of a GenBank genome assembly